Cinara cedri is the source of this 3579-nucleotide messenger RNA. NCBI's taxonomy places the organism in Eukaryota, Metazoa, Arthropoda, Insecta, Hemiptera, Aphididae. The record is from the annotation of a GenBank genome assembly.
AUGUUAUUGUUGUAGAAUGGAGAUUAUUUUCAGCGUACGCGUUUACAACUCGCAGGCCGCGGCGCACGACCAAUUCGCAGCAACAACCCGCCGUCGAUAAAAUAACCGUCGCAAAAGUAUCGAGCGCGCGCCCGGGUCUUCCGUGCGUCCCCGCGGCUUCGUUUUCGCGUUCACCCGGCGGACGGACGUCGAAAAAAUCACCGCCGUCUCGUUGCCGUCCGUCGCCUCGCCGCUCCCCGUGCGUGCGUGCGCCCAGUCCCCCAAACGUCCCGGUUAUGCGCCACGGCCGACGACCGUCACCGCUGAAGCUGCACAAUAUUGCUCCACGGCCGGAGUGACCGACUCGUAGGCAAAAACCCGCCGCGCGCUAAGCCAUGUCCAAGCCGUCCGGUCCGGCCGCGUCCGGCUCUUCGGGCCAAUCGUCGUCCGGUCAAAGUUCCGCGUUGCCGCCGUCGGCCGAAGACAAUUUCGACUUUCUGUUCAAAAUCGUGUUGAUCGGCGACUGCGGCACCGGCAAAACGUGCGUCGUGCAACGGUUCAAGAGCGGCACGUACGCCGAGAACCAGGGCAACACCAUCGGCGUCGACUUUUCCAUGAAGACCAUCAAGAUCGACGGCAAGAAAGUCAAGGUAACCGUGCUCGGCUUGUUUUUCGCAUAGCUCUCAUAAAGCCCUUCGUUGUUUUGUCGGUUACAGCUCCAGAUAUGGGACACGGCCGGUCACGAGAGGUUUCGCACAAUCACUCAGAGUUACUAUCGUUCGGCCAACGGGGUUCUGUUAGGUAAAAGACGCGGCACCCUGUUCCGCUCACAUUAUGUUACGAAAUCGCAUUGUUUGUUUGUUUAGUGUACGACAUCACCAAACGCGCCACUUUCCUGAAUCUACAGAGAUGGGUCGAAGAAGUGCGCAGAUACACCUCGUCGAACGUACUGCUUGUACUGAUCGGUAAAAACAAUUGUAUUAGGUACCACAAUAAUUAGUGGGUAGUUAGGUGGUCGUGGAAACUUUUCAAGUAUAUAAGUUCCUCCAUUUAAUUCACUGUUUCCCGGGAAAGUAAGUGCAAUUAAGUUUGCUGUAGGACAAGACUCGGCAAGUGUUCUAUUUAGUAAAUUUAGAUUUUUUUUUCCACAACGUACCUAAUAAUAAAUAAAUUAGGAAAUUAAUGGACAAUAAACUUGGUAGAAAUAUAAUACAGUAAUACAUAAGUAUCGUUUUGUAAUUUAAAUUUAAGUGCUUAACUAUUAUUUCGGUUGCGUAAGCAUAUUAUUAAGUAGUAGUAGAAAAAAACUUUGGUGUUUGAUGCCAAUGAUUUUAUAACGCGUUCUAAAUGUUCUCCGUUUCAUUAUGUUUUGUGCAGGUAACAAAUGCGAUCUAGAGGAAAACCGCCAGGUAGAAUUGUCAGAAGCUGAUGCCAUGUGUGAAUAUUUCCCCGAAUUAUUGUCCGUACUAGAGACAUCAGCCAAAGAAAAUAAAAAUAUCGAAGAAGCAUUCGUUACGAUCGCUUCGGAGCUUAAAGUAAUUUUUUUAUAAACUCAUCAGGUGUAAUAUUUAAUUUUUAAACAUUUUUUUUUAGAGACGUCACGAUCAGAGCGCUCAUAUUGAAGACGAACCCAAUCCCGUUAUCAACUUAAGCGAAGGCGAGAAUGUCCAAAAGUGUAAAGGCUGUAUUCUGUUAUAAAAAAUAGGUGUCGCACCGUCGGUGACAAAUAAUAAUUGGUACGGUAGAACAAAUUGAGAAUUUAAUCGUUUAUAUUCUAAAAUAGGAUCGUGAACAUAUAUAUAUAUAUAUAAAUUAUAUUCAGUUAUAUGUGUUCAUAAUCGUAUAAAAAAAACAACACAUAACAUACAAUCUUUAACGUUUUCUUUGAAUUGUUAAAAAAGAAGAAAGGUUACAAAGUCCUACAAUUUAUACAUGCUCUAAUUUAUUAUCAGUGAUUUGUAUUUAAAUUGGUCUUUGUUAUACUUGCAAUAAUCAUUUGUGUACCUUCUUUAUUUUAAACAGUAAUACCUAAUAAUAAUAUUAUUAUGUUCUGUUAAGUUAAUCUUUAUAUUUUAUUAAGCUUCUCAAUAAUUAUAGUUUAUUAUUAUUACGUCGAGGUUAAGUUCCUCUCGUGUGCGGUCCAUUAAAUUAUAACACUUUAUGAUCUAUUGUUUCAAAAUUAUUUUUAUCGUGAUAGACAAAAAAGAAAACAAAUUAUACAAUCUGAUAAUAUUAAUAUGUGUAUAUAGAUACACGUCCAUAUCAAGAAAUUUUAUUUUUUUUAAAUAUUUAAGUAGGUAUGCCUUUUAAUAAUGUUCAUAAUUUAAUUUUAUUGAAUAUAAAUCUAUAAACAAAUUUUUAAUCAAAUACAUUUUCUACUACUGUAUAGUAUAAUGUAAUAAUGUGUAUAAAAUACAGAGUCUUUCAAAUACAACAGUAGAUUCCACUAAUAAUUUAAAACCCUUCUAUUUGAAAACUGUUUUGGUUCGUUUUAUAAAACAUUUAAAUACCAUAAAAAUAUGUUUUAUUAAAAUCAUUAAAAAGUAACUUUUGUAACUUAAAUCGGGACAUAAAAAUAUUUAAAUAUUUUAUAGUUUAUAUUAUAUUAUAAUUAUUGUAGUGUCUAAUUUGGAAGAUUCUGUAUAAUAUACAAACAUAUAAGAUUAUUACCAUUUAUAUAUAAAAAAAAAAAAAAAUAAGCACCUCUAAUAAUAUCGGGGAAGGUUUUUUUUUUUUUUUUUUAAUUAUUAUUAUUAUGCAUAGAAAGUUAGGGGAAAGAUUAAUAAUUUUGUCUUAAUACUUAAUACUAAUUAACUAGUCACAUAAUAAGAUUUUAUUUUAUAAUGAAAAUGGUGUAUUGUAGAAGUUCCUCUCGUCAGUAAACGAGUGUCACAGAAAAAAAAAAAUUGGAAAUAACAUAAUAUUGUUACAAUUGUCUCAUUUCCCCUCUCACUCUUUUCAAACUCAAAUUUGUGAUUUUUUAAAAAAUAUUUAUAUAUUAUACGUUUAAAAAUUGUACGUACAUAGAGUGUAUCAAAAUUGAUUGUUUUCAACUUUAUAUAGAUGUUUUAUUAUUGGUAGCUAUUUUUGAAUCCUAUAAAUAUUUUAUGUUUUAAAAAUGAAUACUUAUUUGUUUUUUGAUUUUAUAUAUUGUCUGUUUAUAUUUUAUUUAAAUAAUAAUAACAAUAAUAUUAUUAUAUUGUCUCUGCGCCAGGCUUUGUCCAUUGUCUAAUUGUCAUAGUGUUAUCAGUCAUGCGUAUUCUAUUGCUGCUCACUUGUUUAUUUAUACAAAAUAUAAUUGAUAAUAUUAUUGUAAAUUGUGAUUGAAACAAGUGUUCAAAAAUCAAGAAACUGAAAAUCACAAAUCAUGAACAAAGAAGAAGACUACAGUUUCUAUAGGCGCUUGGAAAUCACAAAAUAUUUAUAUAUAUAUAUAUAGUGUAAUGUUACAUUAUAUAAUAUUUAUCUCAUAAGCAAUUAUUAUUAUUUGUUGUUUUCCAGUUUCACGAAUAACUAACGCAAAUCUAAUAUAUGAUGUUUAAUUAUGUUAUUAAAUAAGCAAUAUUGAACAGAACACUUAAUAACUUUUAAUAGUUUACG